UCAUGUAGCCUAUCCUUCGAGGCAACGUUUUUAAUGUGUUGUCCUGGUGUUCUUGAAACCCAUAGCGUGGCUUGAUGUAACCGAUUGGAUUUACGAAUAUUCGGAAUAUUUAUUUUAGUGGGCAAUUUACCUAACCUACAUUUGCCAAAACAAUAUGCGCGUACGGUACGGCUCCUGUUUGGUAAGAAAAUGAUGUGGACAGAACUGCGCCAGGAAGACUUGGGACAAUAAAGGACGUUUACUGUUGAUAAAUCAGUUAUACCACUCAGUUUUCGCAAUCAUGCUGUGUUGCGAUUAUAAACCAGCAUUUGUAGUUUUAUUGGUGUCUUUAGUGCGUCCCUUGACUGCAGUGGAAGUCGUGAGUCGCAUGCAUCUUACCGCCAAGGGGAGGCAUUACCAAAAUGGUUCCGUGAGUAGUUUAAACAGUUCCUCCCAUCUGAGUCUGUCCACUGUUUGCUUCUCUUGGGACCCAUGUGUCCGGGUGCUGGCCACAAUCAGUGCUACAGACUUCCCAAAUCAAAAUAAAUCCCUGCAAAUUAACUCAGUGUUGGAUGAUAAAACCAGGACUAUCUACAUUAAAAGACAAAAACGAGAAGUUCUAAAGUGGUAUGAUAACUCAGGCAACAAAGGAAAAACACAGAUCGUUAUGCCUAAAGAGGGCCCGCUAAUUGUGUUGGACCUGGUGUUCAACUGUCUACAAUAUGAAGCAGAACGGGAAAUAAUUGUGUCUUUGAGUACAAAUCCAAAAGGCUCCAUCUCAUACACUGUAAAGGAUGUUUGUACAGAUCCAGUACCGAUGUUUAAUGUGUCAGUGGAUCAGCUGUCCAAAACCUUCACUGUGACUGUGGAAACGGGACAGCCUGUUAACACCAUGCUGUGCUACAGAACAUCAGAAGUUGAAUGCUCCCCACUGUCAUUCACUACUAUUGAGCCGUCCAAGUCCCAAUCAGCCAUCCUCAGAUUCCCUUACCUGCUUCCCUGUGUCUGUUUGCAAGUUUACUACACACACCUGGACGCACUACGAGUCCCAUACUGUCCAUUUAACAAUGGUUCACUAGUUGCAGGCACUGAUGUUUGGCUCUCCAGUGAAGUCACUCUCUACGGUGGCACAAGUCUGGCCUGGAAGUCUCCCUGUCCCCCUUCCUACAUCCAGCCUACUUCCGCCCUCUGCUGGAGGGACCAGGGUGCCACAGCUCUCUGCACUCCCAUCAUCAACUCAACAUUAGAAAGGACAGAGGAGAGUCACAAUUGUGUUAAAUACAAUAUAUCUGGUGUGGACAAACACUCUCAGAUGUGUGUGCAGUUUUCAUUUUACGGCAGUAAGGAUGUCCAAUGCCCAUUUGAGGCAGGGUUUUCUAGCUGGGAUGUAUAUGUUGGUCCUGGUUGGAAGAGUCUGUAUGUGUAUCUCGACACCAAGAUCCCAGCCUCUUUUUCCGCCCAGCUCUGUGUCUUGGAGAAAAGUGGAUGUAUCUCCACAGGACCUGUCCAUUCCGCUAAAAUUGGAGAGGUCACCAGACAGACACAGAUGAUCCUGCCACUUGCGUUCCUGACUGAUGACCUGUGUGUGCAGGUGUGGAAAUCAGAUCCUGCUCAGCUUGGGAGAAGAAUUUUAUGCACUGAUUAUUCCCAUAGAAGAUAUGGUCUCCUUGUUGUGGCAACCCUGACACUUCUGGUCACCAUGGCAAUGCUGGGACGAUGUGUUUACUAUAUGACCAAGACAAGAGUUGCAGGCUGGCUGUCCAUCCAGAGACCAGUGUUGCUGGUGUGCUCCUCAGAGCAGGCUGAUCAUGUGUCUGCCGUCUGCGCUCUUGCAUCCAUCCUACAGGGGGAGCUCUGUGCAGCAGUAAGGAUGGCUCUGUGGGCCCACAGCUCUGGAGGGAGACAGAAUGAGAUUGGGACUGGGGCUGAGGCUGGGGUGACAGAGCUGGGUCCUCUACCCUGGCUUUAUGGGCAGUGGGAAGCAGUCCAGGCAGCUGGAGGAAAGGUGCUGAUCACUUGGAGCCCUGAGGCUAAUACAUCCUACAAUUGCUGGAAAAGGGAGACAACAGAAGUGGAGAAGAGAGAGGGGAAGAUAGGAGCGAGUAUGAGCAAGGAGGGGACACCGAAGGAGCCAUCCCCCGUGACAGGACCUGUGUUCAGGGCAGCCCUGUCCUACCUGCAGGGGGCCAUGCAGAAGGGAGGCAAGCACCACGGCUGCAUUCUCGUCUAUUUUCAAGGCUUCUGUCAUGCCAGGGAAAUCCCGAAGGAUCUCAGAGGCAUCCCGCGAUACUGCCUUCCUCAGGACUUUGGAGGACUGAUUCAGGAGUUGGUAGGGGUGGCAGAUGAGACUACAGGCACUACUCAUAAAAGUCAGUGCUGGCCUAGACUCCUUUCUAAAACACUGUCAUUCUGGUUGGCACGGCGACUUUCUCAAAGGCUCACUGCUUGGCAGCCACAGCAACAGACGUGCUCAAAGACGAUAAAUAAGCCAGGAAAGGAAUUUUCACAGAAAGUGAUGUCAGAGAAAGAGUUUCUCAUACCCCUUUUCCACCAACGCAUUUUGGGUGAGCCGGUGCUUAAUAGGGAACCAGUUGUUUCUCUUUCGACAGAGAACCGGAAAAGUGGUUCUGGUUCGUACGUGGUUCGCAAAUAGCACCACUUCGGAGCUGGACUAGAUUGGGAACCAAGUAAGAACCACUUGGGGUGGGGUUACCGUGACCAACAAGACGAACAGAAUCCUUUGACAGCCUUUGACAAUUCAUAUUUCAGCUAAACGGUACUGCGUUUUAUCAUAAUCCUAUCAAAUGAGUGAAAUGACAAACACAAAUGUUAUGAGCUAUUGAGCCUAUAUUUAACACAAAUGUAAUACACAAGCACUAUAAAGCAAAAGUUGAUAAAAUGUUGCUCUGAUAAUGCCAGUGUUGGCAUACUGCUGCGAGUCCAGGGUAUUGCGCAAUAGCCAAGAAAACACGCAUUUCAACCUUGCGUACUUCGGAUUGAUAAACAAACAGCCUUUAGACGGGCUCUGCUUUGUGUUUGGCGCUGCAGCUAGCGUUGCUGGGAAAGAUGAGACGUAUGCAGUGACGUAAUUACGUGGCUCUGUGGUGGCUCUCUUGCCAGUGGAAAAGCAAACCGGUUCUUAGAAGGCUCCGUUCUUGAACCAGCUCUGAACUGGCUCUAGCACCAGCUCCGAACAUAGCUCCCGGUUCACUUUGGUGGAAAGGGGGUAUCAGUGGAAUCACGUGGCGAAAAGAGCUGGAGUGUCAGGUUUCUCAUGAUGUUGGGACAGACUCUUAUCUUCAAUGUAACAUGAUGCAGAGCUACUCUGUCAAUAGGCAGUAUUCAUCAAAUCUGACUACUGAUAAAUACUUGUUUUGACUACAGGUGACAGUUGGAUCAGUUGGAUUUAUGAAUACCCUUAGUGUGUUUCCUCACCUGUAGCCACAGCUGAACAGGGCCUGCCAUGUUAAUACUGCUGACUUAUUACAGGAAGUAAUAGAACCAUGCUUAAAAGGACAGAAGUCAACAACUUUUUUAGUUGGCUUAAAACUAGUGAACGGCUCUGUACUGGAAAUGCUGGUUUUAGUACUGAUUUAUUACUUACUUGUAUAUAAAUUGUGGUGUGUGGUGCAGAGCUCCCCGAUGAUGUUUUGCACCACUGUGGAACAAGUGAGACCAGCCUGUGUUGUGUCCACAUCAUACAGUUUCUAUCAUAUCAGACUUCUCAUUUUAAUUCCAUAUUAGGUUGUAGUUUUACUUUGAUUGUGUCUGUAUUGAUUCGCCCUCUCAAAGGAUUGUAGUAUAAAUGGUGGUGAAGUUUAUACAGCGUUACUGUAUCAAACCCAGUUGUUUACCUCAUUCCAGUGGAGUCAGUAUUAUUUAAAUCAUCAACUGUCCCCAUUAUUACUGUUAUCCUGAAGAUCCAGACAUUAAGGAGACCUGUGGGGUUUCCUCUGAUGAAAUACGACUCACAGAUCCCACCCACUUGCUCUAACUGUAGUUGAAAUGCAAAGCAUCUGAAAAAAGGACAGUUUGUACUUGUGAAGCAAGACAUUUAAAACUGUGUGAUCAAGAAUGUUUUUGUAUAAAUCAUCUUGUGGGCACUAAGGGACACACAAUCAGUUCUGUUUGGAACCUCUUUAGUAAAGGUUCCACUACACAGACAAAUGAUUUAUCAGUGGUGUCACCAAGAUAUGUAAUUGUAUCUGGUUCAAGUUCAUGGGUUGACAUUGGUAUUUAAAGUAAAUUAUGUGCAGCUGAAUUACAGACGUGCUAUGCUUCAUACCCCAUUUAACGAUUUUUUACAUUGUACAACUACGUUACCUACCCUUUUUUAUGUUCUCUUUUGAAAGUUUUUAUGUAUUUGAUAUUUGAUAACAAUCUUGAAAAUAAUGUGUAAUCAUGAAUACAAUCUUGUUUUCACUUGAAUGAUUAAAAAAUAUUUUAUAUAAAUAUCUAAAAAGCAAACUGAUUAUUAUUUUA
Osmerus eperlanus (European smelt) is the source of this 4461-nucleotide messenger RNA. It is a transcript of the gene il17re, whose product is annotated as interleukin-17 receptor E. The record is from RefSeq and is a predicted model, not a curated record. Gene Ontology annotation, molecular function: interleukin-17 receptor activity. Lineage: Eukaryota; Metazoa; Chordata; Actinopteri; Osmeriformes; Osmeridae. The transcript has 17 exons. The coding region runs from base 281 to 2632 and encodes 783 amino acids.